GCCAGACACGAUGACCACUCUUCGUCUUGGGCAAACGCCCUCCCGUGAUGACUUGCUGGACAUGGAGCUCGGGGGGGAGCAGCUGGCAUUGUGGCAGAGCUUGAUCCCGUUGUUGCUCAUGGAGGGGCCCGAUGUGUGGCCGGCCAUUGAGAAGGAGGUGCACGGCUGGAUCGAGAAGGUGGGCAUGGCUGGCAAAGGCUUUGACGUGGCUGACGCUGAGCUUGGGGCUGAGGCUCACGAGACUUGGAUGCUCAAGCAGGACCUCGCGAAGCAGCAGCAAGAGCUACAGCGCCUCAGCGGGGAGAAUGAGAGAAAACUCACGACCAUGCAGAACGCGGUGGCCAAGAUGAAGUGCAGGCUGAGCCUGCAGCGCCUAAAUCCGGAAGAUCUUGCGGAAAAGCUGCGAGGCCUCGAGGAGUGGGAGGAUAAGAAAAUGGGAGAUAUUGUCGCGGAGGAGACCGAAGGCAAUGCGAAGGUGAAGAGCAUGAUCGAGAAGAUUGGCUUGCAGGUGGAGAAGCUGGCGCGCAAGGCCAUAGUGGCCUACCAUCGUGACACAGGGUGCCCUGACCCUGAGCCUGAGAACGCCGAGGAGCUCGAGUUUAUGGGUGAGUUGGAAGCGCUUUUUGAGCCGGACCAGCCAACACCAAGCCUGAGUGUGGAGGAGCCAACACCAAGCCUGAGCGUGGAGGAGCCAACUGGCCUGAGCGUGGAGGAGCCAACUGCAAGCCUGAGCGUGGAGGGGCCAACUGCAAGCCUGAGCGUGGAGGAGCCAACUGCAAGCCUGACCGUGGAGGAGCCUGAUCUGGCCCCAUCCGGAGCUAUGAGCCCUCCGAGCCCACGUCAAGCGGCCUUCGAGAAGAUCCGUAUGCUGCCGGACAGUGAGGCCAAGUCUGCCAUGAUGAGCUUGCUGGAAGCCCAGAUCAAG
Effrenium voratum is the source of this 925-nucleotide messenger RNA. The record is from the annotation of a GenBank genome assembly. NCBI's taxonomy places the organism in Eukaryota, Dinophyceae, Suessiales, Symbiodiniaceae.